GAGAGUCGGCCGCAGCCGCCACCACGGCCACGGCAACCACCGCGGCGGGCAAGCAGCCCUGCAAGCUGGCGGUGUGCGUGCUGCACGAGCCCUCCGCGCCGAGGGUCUACGCAGUGGAGCACAUCGACGGCGCGGGCCACCGGCUGAGGAACAUCAUCGAGGGCAUGGCGGUGGCAGAGAUUGGCGGCGCGCAGGAGGAGGUUGGCGUGUGCCCAACUUCUGCGAGAGCCGGGAGCGAAGUCCGCCCGCUGUCAAGAGGCCUUCUGAGGAGGAGCUGUUCUUCCCCCAGGUCGUGCGCGAGGGGCAGGAGAUGUUCUACAUCUCCAACUGGACCUGGAAGUUCGAGAGCGUCCGGGAGCUGGAGAUGCAGCGGGACAGGUUCCCUCCCGCUGCCGAUGUCUUCUGCCCCUCCAACGCAGAGUGGUCGUACGACCCAGCCACACCGGUGUCGGCCUACUUCACCGAGCGCCUGCGCCACCUCCUGAGGCAGCAGUUGCUCCUGCGGCCGUCUGCUUUUGCCCCAGGCCGCUUUUCAGUCGCGAUGCACGUCCGGAGGGGUGACCUGGGCGCGUCGGAGGGUCGCGCGAUGCCGAACAGAUUCUACUACGGCAUCAUAGACGCAGUCCGCCGUCAUGUGCCGACUGCCGACGUGCACAUCUGGAGCUCCACCUGGCCGUUCUGGAAUUCGUCGGAGUUCGAUGGGUACAGGGAGCGGGGCGUGGGCGUGCACCUGGACGACGCUGACCUCAUGGACCCCUGGGCGAACUUCGUGAGGGCCAGGCUGCUCGUGCUGUCGCCGAGCAACUUCGCCUGGGUCGCGGGCGUGCUGAACCCGUUCUGCGUGCUGCAGCCGGAGAAGAUCGGAGGAAGGUGGAGGUUCGAGAACUGGAUGAACAGCGACGACCAGGGCAGGCCCACCUGGGACGCCGAGCUGGCGCCCUGCCUCUCGAGGGCCGCCGCCCUGCCCGAGCUGUGA
Molecule: messenger RNA, 976 nt
Organism: Prorocentrum cordatum
Lineage: Eukaryota; Dinophyceae; Prorocentrales; Prorocentraceae
Source: the annotation of a GenBank genome assembly